AUGCUUGUUGCUAUUAGUAAGCCAAUGUGUCACAUGCUACCAAUUUCUGUAGUAGCAUUUGCACAGAAGAACUUUAGGGGAAAUAUCGAUAUCAAUCAAGUUAUCGAUACAACUCCAAGCACGAGCGGUGAAGAUAAUGAUGGUGGCCUUAAAGGCAAGGCCACCAAAGGAUCUGGGACGACAGCAAGAGGACGCCGUUUAUUGAAAGUUAGAGAGGAAAAGAGAAAAAGAGAUUAUGAGCGUCUUCAUGGUUAUCCUGCUUGGGCAAAGGUGUUGGAAAAUGCCUGUAAAAAUGAUUCUGAGCUUAGGGCUGUUCUUGGGGACAGCAUUGGUAAUCCUGAGCUUAUGAGAAAGAGAGUUGAAGAAAGAGUUCGAAGGAAAGGGAAGGAUUUCCAGAAAUCAAAAACUGGAUCUGUACUUGCAUUCAAAGUUAGCUUUCGAGAUUUUAAUCCUCUUGAUUCCAACAUAUGGUUCGAGUUAUUCGGAUCGCCUUCUGAUCGAGAUGUUGAUCUUCUUGGUAGUGUGAUUCAAUCAUGGUAUGUCAUGGGUCGUUUAGGUGCAUUUAAUUCAGCCAAUUUGCAGUUGGCAAACUUGUCAAUGGAGUAUGAUCCACUGUAUGAUUCAGACAAGGGUUUUAAGGUUAUGCCUUCGUCUUUUCACGAUAUAAGUGAUGUUGAGUUCCAGGACAACUGGGGAAGGGUCUGGGUAGACCUUGGUACGGCUGAUUUCUUCUCCAUCGAUGUUCUUCUCAAUUGCUUGACUGUACUGAGUUCCGAAUAUUUGGGCAUCAAACAGGUAGUUUUUGGCGGGCGUCGAAUGGGAGACUGGGAAGAUGGGAUGACAAGUCCUGAAUUUGGGUAUAAGUCUUUCAAAAUUUGA
Molecule: messenger RNA, 879 nt
Organism: Striga hermonthica
Lineage: Eukaryota; Viridiplantae; Streptophyta; Magnoliopsida; Lamiales; Orobanchaceae
Source: the annotation of a GenBank genome assembly